AUUGAACUCCGUAGUAAAUCAUUUUAUGUACUCGCUACACCAGACGGACAGCGUCAUUCGCUUUGGCAACCAACAAAGUACAGUCUUGUUAUGGCACGUGACACACGCAACAAUAGUAGAAACGUAAGGCUACUAUGUGAUUACAUACUGGUAAAAGUAUGAUAAACCAAACUUGAUCAAGACAUGUUCCAGAGCACUUCCAUCAAAAAACAAAUUGAAAUUUUUACAUCUAGAGGAAAUGAAUACCUUGCUCAAGCUGUAAAAUCAGGUCAGAAGGAUGCAUAUGCCAAGGCAAUUCAGGAGUUUGUUACAUCCUACAAAUUUGCCCUUCUGCUCAACUCAAAAGAUGGAAUGGAACAAAUUUGUGCAUUCAAUCUUGGAGCCGCACAUAUAGCAGGUGGCGAUACAGCACGUGGCAUCAACGUUUUACAUACUGUGCUUGAACAUGAAACUUUUGUUAAAACACCUAGUAUUCUGCCAAAUUCACAGUCAGAAAAGGGAGACGUUUAUUUCAAUCUUGCUAUUGGAUACGAAAAAAUAGGUGAUAUUGAAAAAGCUUCGAAAUUUUAUCAGCUUGCAUUGCUGGCAUAUGGAAACAAUGAAAAAAAUCAACAAAAAGCAGCGGAAACUAACUUGAAACUCGCUAAUAUUUAUAAUAAGCAAAAUGAACUGUCUGAAGCCAGAAAACAUUUUUUGCAUGCAUCAGAUAUAUAUCAAAAACUCCAAGAUACUGAAAACAUGGUCCUUGCUCUUAUAUGCCAGGCAAAUGCUGCAGUAUCCGAUAGUACAGUGAGUAGAGAAGAAUGUAUAAGAUUGCUUGGUAGUUGUUGCAAGAAGUCUGCUGCUCUGAAGCAUGCUAAUUUACAAGGGAAAAUACUAUGCGAAGUUGGACUGAUGUAUGCAACACUUAGUUGUCUAAAUCGUGCCUUAUUAUGUUUCGAAAAAUCCAUCAGACUCUGCAAUAAAAAUACAAAUCCAAGAAGGCGAGCGAUUGCACUACAGAACUCUGGUGCAAUACUUAAUUCAAUGGGUUUUUAUGGUGAAUCAAUUCCAAGGCAUUCUGAGUCUGCACAAAUGCAUGGAUUACUUGGUAACAGAAAUGCACAAGGACAAAGUUUUUGCAAUUUAGCAUUUGCACAAAGUCAACUUCAAAUGUAUGAAGAAGCUUCAGAAUCCUAUUUACACGCAUUACAAGCUUUCAGAGAUACAGAAGAUAAACAAGGUCAAUGGCAAUGUCAUGAAGGGCUUGGAUCUAUUGCAUUCAACAGUGGAAGUCUGGACAAAGCAGUUGAGCAUUUUACAUUUGCUGUUUCUAUUCAGACGCAGAAAGAUAGUCUUGAAUCGAGAAAAAGGAUUGUAGGAAAGUUAACAAAUGCCAUUGAAAUGAGAGCAGAUAAAAAAAUAGUUUCACCAAAAUUGCAAUUAGCAAUAGAAGAAAACAAGGAGAAAAAUGAAAGCAUGAACGAUGACAACAUCUUAGCUUUGUCACCUAUCAUAUUACACAAUGAUUCGGUGGAUGGAAGAAAAUCCCAGAAAAGUGCUCAUACUCGGCAUCGUAAGAAAAAGAAAAAAAGUUUAGUUAGAGGUCGAAGAAGAUAUUCUGAUGAAAAUGACAGACCUGUUCAACAUAUUGCAAGAGGAAUCUCAAACUUGACACAAAACAGCAACCCAUUUAGUAAUCGAUCUUAUAUAGAAAAUGAUGGGUAUAGCAGCGGUGGUUCUACUGCAUCAUCAGAAUUGAGGGCUGUAUUUGAUAUGCCCAGAUCGGGAAUCUUCGUUCCUUCUUCUGAAUCUUCUUCUGAAGAUGAAUAUGAAAAAGCUCUCACUAAACCUAAAAACCGAAGAAGAAAGUUGCGAUAUUUGGUGGAAGCGUCAACUAUGCCGAUCAACGCAUUAACUGCAAAUUGUGAUAAAGAUACACAGAAGCCAGAUUCUGCUGAUUCAACACCAAGAACUGAACGGAAUAGUGAUGGUAAUCUGACACAAGUAUACAGAGAUCAAUUGAAUAAAAUCGAAGAAAAGGCUGAUGAAGAAGAUUUCACAAGCGUCACUUCGCGAAGUACAGACAGUAGCGAAUCUAGUAGUAGUGAAGAUGAGGAAUUGCUAAAAGAAUUUGCAACCUCUUCCAAAAAGGUUGCACCUAUAAAGCCUGUAAGAGCAUAUGCGAAGAUUGCAACCAGUAACAGAUCACCUCUUGCAGCAGCUUAUGUCAAUGAUGAUCAACCUCUAUAUACUCAAAGUACAAAAAAGAAUCCAAAAUUGAAUGGAACAGAUGAAAUGACAUAUUCUACACACAUAUACGAGUCUAUAAAAACGGCAAAUAUGGCUUCGCCACCUGAACCUAACUCGAUACAGAAAAAAGAGGAAACAAAUCUAUCUCCAGAUAAACUUUCUCCUGAAAUAAAUCAAGAUGAAGAUUCAAAUUCUGGUGAUGAAAUACGACCACUAUCUGCAUUAUAUUCAGAAAAGAAAGUUGAAGAAUCAAAUACCGAACCAACCAGCAGCAGUAUUCCAGAUCCUGUUAUUUCUAGUCCAACAAGUAUUGUUCACACAUAUGACCCACCAGCAUCAUACUCUUCAUCAUCUGGAGCAGUUGUUAAUAUGCAGAAUCGCCCUUUGCCGGCAGAAUCGACAACUGCAACCAAAGGCAAGAAUUCAAAACGAAAAACGAAUCAAUCACGCGCUUGCAGUAUCAUGUGAAAUUUCUAUUAUUAAAUGAUGUUUAAGUUUUGGAAAAUGCAGCAUUUUAUACAAUUGAAACUUUGUCUCGUAUUUGUAACAAUUAAGUAUUUUUUAAUCUUGAAAACAUUUAUGACUUUAUUGUAUUAAUCACUGUAUUUUACGAAAUUAUUUCUCAUCGUUAUGCACUGUACCAAUUAUUUUCAUUGUUUGCAGUUUAUUUUUAAUAUCUGUGUAUUUCUAAUAAAGUUAGAUCGUAUUUGGUUUAUAAUGA
Molecule: messenger RNA, 2953 nt
Organism: Styela clava
Lineage: Eukaryota; Metazoa; Chordata; Ascidiacea; Stolidobranchia; Styelidae
Molecular function (GO): protein binding
Source: RefSeq, a predicted model, not a curated record